GCACAGUCCUCGUGAAUUUCAACUCAAUUUCAAAUACAAGUACAGACAGUAGCGAUAAAAAUGUGUUUUUCAUUGCAGCAGGCAGAGAAAGCCUAUGGGUCGUGGGGUAAAAUUAUUCGAAUUACUUAUUCCGGAAGGGAAGUUUCAAAAGCAAAGAACACCAUCGGUUUCUAGAGUGUAUUGAAUUUUCUGUCGAUCGAAAAUUAUAUUCUUAUUUUCUUAGUGAUAACGUGAACAUUGUCUGCCGGGAAGCAUUUUUUAAGGUUUUAAUUUUCUUUUUAUUUCUGUCGAUACGGUUUUUUUCUAUUUUAAGAAAAUGACUGAAAAAACAUGUAGUGCUAGUGGUACAUCCUCAAUGGGGAUUACUACAAGUCUCGCCCUUAUAAUUGUUUCCUAUCAGAUUGUGCGAAAAGUUUUACCCUGGUUAUAUUCAAAUAUUAUUGGACCGAAAUUUUUGGGACCAAAGGUUAAUUUCAAAAAAUUGGGUGAAUGGGCUGUGAUAACAGGAGCUACAGACGGUAUCGGAAAGGCAUAUGCAAAAGCGCUUGCGAAGAAAGGACUCAAUGUAGUGCUCAUUAGCCGGUCCCUAAGCAAAUUAGAAACAGUCGCCAAAGAAAUCGCUGAUGAUACCAAAGUAGAAGUUAAGAUAAUUGACGUAGACUUCACUGCUGGGCCGGAAAUAUAUGAAAAAAUUCAAACAAAUCUUGAAGGUCUUGAUAUUGGUGUUUUGAUCAAUAAUGUUGGAAUCAGCUACCAACAUCCAGAAUAUUUCAUCACAUAUACCGAUGAAAAUGAGACAUUCCUUCGUGAUAUUGUUGCAGCUAACAUUCAUUCGGUAACAUUUAUGACAAAAAUGAUUUUGCCUAGAUUAGUGGCCAAAAAGCAAGGUGUCAUCGUAAAUGUUUCAUCACUGGCAGCAGUGAUUCCAAAUCCACUUCUUUCUGUAUACAGUGGAACGAAGGCUUUUGUUGAUAAAUUCAGUGAAGAUUUACAUCAAGAGUACAAGGACCAAGGUAUAAUCAUUCAAAGUGUCCGACCUGGAUUUGUUGCAACAAAUAUGUCCAAAGUACGCAAAACAAGUGCCAUGAUUCCAUCGCCAGAUUGUUAUGCUAGCUCUGCUCUCAAAACUGUGGGAAUCACAGGUCAAACUACUGGAUAUUGGCCACAUGCUGUAAUGGGCCUGGUUAUUGAUACUGUGUCAUCUGUAUUGGGUAGAGAUUUUGCACAAAAUAUGGUUUUCAAUCAAUUGAAAGCAACGAGAAAGAAGGCUUUGCGCAAUGCAAAGAAGAAUUAAUUUAGAAGAAGAAUUAAUUAUUAUUUAAUUUAACUAAAUAUAAAAUAAAUAAAAAUUUAAACUA
Episyrphus balteatus (marmalade hoverfly) is the source of this 1358-nucleotide messenger RNA. RefSeq names its product very-long-chain 3-oxoacyl-CoA reductase (gene spidey). Gene Ontology annotation, cellular component: endoplasmic reticulum. The transcript is spliced from 5 exons. The record is from RefSeq and is a predicted model, not a curated record. Bases 317 to 1294 code for a protein of 325 amino acids. Lineage: Eukaryota; Metazoa; Arthropoda; Insecta; Diptera; Syrphidae. Gene Ontology annotation, molecular function: oxidoreductase activity.